This is a messenger RNA of Diplodia corticola, 2043 nucleotides long. Its product is annotated as dna polymerase subunit alpha b. The transcript has 4 exons. Gene Ontology annotation, cellular component: alpha DNA polymerase:primase complex. The coding region runs from base 1 to 2043 and encodes 680 amino acids. Gene Ontology annotation, molecular function: DNA binding. Gene Ontology annotation, biological process: DNA replication; DNA replication initiation. The record is from RefSeq and is a predicted model, not a curated record. Lineage: Eukaryota; Fungi; Ascomycota; Dothideomycetes; Botryosphaeriales; Botryosphaeriaceae.
AUGGACAACACCACCGUCGAGCUCAAUGAGCUGUUUGGCUCGCCAAACGCUGCCCUCCCGCAGGAUGUCCUCCUCGAAUUGCAGUCGCUCCUCCGCUUGCACUCCAUCUCCCCCCAGGAGCUCUUCUACAAAUGGGAGUCGUACAGCAUAAAAAUGGGCCCCGAUACCACCCUGACUCUCAAAACCGCACGCGACUUCAAGAAAGACAUUCAAGAUACUCUGGAACGCGAGAAUCGGGCAAAAGCCGCCCAUGGAAGAUCGGACAGGAGAACUGUUGCUCCCGCCCGCGCCGGCGCAGGCAAUGCCGACGUAUUCGGAGUGCUCGAUGGCAUGGUCCCGAGCACCCCUCAUGGUGCUUCACGCACCCAGGUCAACGGCAGCGCAGCGAAGAGAAAGUCGACAUUUGACACCCCAUCGGCGAAAGCCACCAAGAGCGCCAUGCAGGACUCCCCAAAAACCCCACAUACAGCAAAUGGCGUUGGUGCAGCAGCAACCUCGUUCGCGGACCGCCCGAAAGCAGGCCAGAUCAUGGAAACGUUGAACGCCCAAAUUCCGCUGCCCGAGCCUCCUACUGAGUCGCCUGCGGAGCCUCGUGUCAAACUCAAGGCAAAUACAGAGCUUGCUAAAUUCGGAUACAAGACGAUGGCCAUGAAACUUUCCGAGGCAUCGGAGAUUCUGGAUGAUCGCAUUGACGAGUUUCUGCAAAUCGUUCAGGAACACCACAACUUGGACGAUAGCGCUUUCGGUAACCCGGCUGGCCAAAGCACAAAUGACAUUAUUGCUGUUGGCCGGAUUGCAUCCGACAGCAGUGAGGGCAAGCUGAAUGCUGCCUCUCUCGUACUAGAGACGUCAAGGCGAACAGGAGCAGGACUAAGAGUCCCCUUACAAGCAGACAAGCUGCCGAACUACAGCUUCUUUCCUGGCCAGAUUGUUGCAGUACGAGGUAGUAAUCCAGCAGGCUCGUUCUUCACGGCAAAAGAGCUUCUCGAAAUCCCGCUGUUGGGGCCUGCUGCCUCUACCGCUGCUGAGCUCGAUCUAGCCAACGGCCGUCUCGCCUCCACAGGGGACAUGGAUAUCGAUGGAUCCGAGACCGAAACAAGGCCGUUGGGUAUUAUGGUCGCAUCUGGUCCCUACACACCAGGCCAUGUCCUCGACUUUGCAGCUUUCCAUGCGCUUAUGGAGACAGCGCUCGAGUCCCGUCCAGACGUCCUCGUCCUUAGCGGCCCUUUCCUCGACAUCGAGCAUCCUUCGGUCGUCAAUGGUGAUUUUGAAAUUCCCGACAACGCCAUUCCCAACCCUGAUAAAGCCACGCUCAAAGAUGUCUUCCGCUACCACAUCUCGCGGCCGAUCAAUCAGCUCGCCGCUCAACACCCUAGCAUCACCAUUAUUAUCCAGCUCUCCGUCCGUGACGCCAUCGCCAAGCAUGUUUCCUUCCCGCAAGACCGCGUCAAACGCCAGGAGUUGAGUCUACCGCGGCAAGCUACCAUCGUGACCAACCCCGUCACCAUUAGCAUCAACGAGAUGGUCGUCGGCAUCACCAGUCUGGACAUCCUCGACAUGCUGCGUCGCGAAGAGUGCGUCAGCGAGAAGGCGAAAAUGACCAACGCCAUGGUCCGCUGGGGCACAAACAUCAUCUCUCAGCGCUCCUUCUUGCCCGUCUUCCCGCCCACGCCACGGGAGGCUUACCCCAAAAUUGAUGCGGAUAGGGAUGGUGCGGCGGCUGGUCAGGGAGAGGGUGACGAUGACAAGGUGGAUUUGCUGCCCGUUGGAGCGAUGCUAGAUACAAGCUAUUUGAAGCUGGCGGAGUGGUUGAAUGUGCGGCCGGAUGUGCUGAUUACGCCUUCGGCCUUGACGCCGUUUGCCAAGGUCAUUAACUCCGUUCUUGUGCUCAACCCUGGCACGUUGAGCAAAAAGCGCGGCCCAGGGACUUUCGCGCGGAUGACGGUCCUGCCAGCUACAAUCACCGAUGAGGAGAGAGAGCGCAAUGAUAUUGUCCCGCACAAUUUGUUUGAGCGGUCGAGAGUGGAUAUCGUGCAUGUUUAG